Cydia fagiglandana is the source of this 496-nucleotide messenger RNA. RefSeq names its product fungal protease inhibitor-1-like (gene CP8). The record is from RefSeq and is a predicted model, not a curated record. Gene Ontology annotation, biological process: negative regulation of peptidase activity. The transcript has 3 exons. Gene Ontology annotation, molecular function: peptidase inhibitor activity. NCBI's taxonomy places the organism in Eukaryota, Metazoa, Arthropoda, Insecta, Lepidoptera, Tortricidae. The coding region runs from base 138 to 455 and encodes 105 amino acids.
GAGAGCAACUUGCGAAAUAAACACGUCCCGGGGUUAUCUGGAGCUGUUUGUAUAACUGCUCCUCGGUGCUUUUCGAUUCGCAUUCCAUUCGGCGAACGCAGCUCAUCUGACACGGAUCUUAACUACAUAUAAGAAACAUGAAGGCAGCAUUCAUCCUCUUUGUGUUGGCGUGCGCCCUGGCCCUUGCCUACGGCGACCUGGUAUGCGGCACCAACUACUGCAAGCAGCACCCGUGUGGCGCCCCCGUGCAGUCCUCGAGCUGCCGCUCCCCGUCCAUCUACAAGCCCAACCACUCUGGCAAGUGCGGCUGCUGCCCUGCUUGCGUCACUCUGCUCGCGGAAGGUGCCAGGUGCAAGACUUACAGCAAGGAGUUAGGGGAGACCCCGUCCGCCGUGUGUCGCGAGCCGCUCUUCUGCGUCAGCGGCGUUUGUUCUAAAGUGCAGAGAAGGAACUAAUCCAUAAAUAACUAAUAACAUGUAAUAAAAAAAUGCUUACU